GGUGCAUGCAGGUCAGUGGAGGAUGUAUUCAUUUCACCUAUCCUGUUUAGUAUAGACAUAAUACCUUCGACAAGAGUGUUCAGUGAAGAGUAGUGAGAGCAGAAAAGAGUUUCUUGAAAGGUGAAAUCAAGGAAUGCCGUCAGGAGGCGGUGGUGCAGGUGCUGGUGGAGGUGGAAGUGGAGGUGGAGGUGGAGGUGGUUUUGGAGGAGGAGGGAUCAGUUUUGGUGGCUAUGAUGGGGGGAAACUGAAAGCUGUACUUUGCUUUGUCGUGAAUCUGGUGAUAGUGAUCCUUGUAAUUGGUUCCUUGAUUGGAGGUGUUCUAAGCAGUAGGUCUAAUUCUACAGACAUUUCUACAAGUUUUUACUCCCCAGGAGACAGUCGACUUCUGUUUCUGUCCUCAUUCUUUUGUGAUGGUGGUUCUCUUGAGCUGUCUUCUAAUUCAGUUAAUGCUGAACUGCUACUUGUUGACUCUACCCCACCUCUUGAUAACACUAACAACUUUACAAUAACUGUUGAUUCAAGUUUUGAUCCUUUGGAGUUCCAAUUCUGGCAAUAUCAUUUACAUCCUAAUUCUAACAUAACAUUGUCCAUUCAAACAAAUUUUCUCAUAAAUGUGUACAUCAUUAAAGGAAAUGAUAAUGCAAACCGAUGGAGAAGCUUACUAAAUGGGGAAAUCGCUGAAGAAUUCUUAGAGCGAAUAACAACUAUCCCGGAGGUUACCUACCAAGUUGAGACAGAAGAUGAGUACUACAUAUUUAUUUAUAACUCCUUAGCAUCAAGGCCUGUGUUUGUGAGUGCAUCUCUAACAUUUGAGCGUUUUGAAUACAGUGCUCCUGCUGCUGUUUUUUUGAAUGGAAGUUGUGUUGUACGUGAGCAGGGACACUGUACUGUUCCAAUUCCCUACAACAUAAUAGAGUUACAAGAGUUUUUGGUGAUUAUCUCUAUGCCAGCAGUUGUUGACUAUGGUGAAAACAUUCAAGUCUCACUUGACUGUGAACAAAGAGGAUGGGCAUACGCAGUUGUCAUUCUGGUUCCAAUGGCUAUAGGUAUUACAAUAUUCCUUGUUAGUUUAGUGCUGUUAAUUAAUUCAUACUCUAUUUUAAAACCCAUGCAUGUAAUAGACAAUUAGUCUUGUGCUGUUAGGAAAAAUUAUAAUCACAGUACUUCAUUGUAUACUUAUUUAUUC
This is a messenger RNA of Halichondria panicea, 1186 nucleotides long. RefSeq lists its product as uncharacterized. The coding region runs from base 134 to 1129 and encodes 331 amino acids. Lineage: Eukaryota; Metazoa; Porifera; Demospongiae; Suberitida; Halichondriidae. The record is from RefSeq and is a predicted model, not a curated record. The transcript has 3 exons.